AUGCAGGCGCGAUGUUCUAUUUGGUCGGCUACAACUGGUGUUCUCGGGCUAUUACUGAUAGCCUUGAAUACGGCACCAGCAACACUCAAUGUUGUUCACCGGCUGUCGAAAAGGUCCCAGCCAAUACGUCUCGAGACGCUGCUAAUCGCCAAACCGGGGUAUCAAGAUGAGGAUGGAGAAGCUACAGAGUCAUCCUUGCUCAGCUUCGCUGAUUCCUGGCAGAGAGUGACGAUCGCGAUACUAUCGGUGGUCGGAUUAGAGCUGUCGCUCGCGCUGGCAAUUGUUUGUCUGGAAACUGGUCAGAGCUACUUCAUUGUCCCUUUUUGGUUACUCUUGGGGUGCUGGGCUUUGCUCUGCUUGCAAUCUGUUGCCUUCUUUACAGAGUCCUCGACAGUAGAGCGGUAUCGGCUUAGCAUCUAUUCGUUCUGGACGAGCGCACUCACGGUCGCGGUUCCCUGCAUCGAACUCAGCUUGUUUUGGUCAGCCGGUUACGAUGUCAACCCGGGAUAUUCGCAGACAGGGCUUCUUAUCAGUCAAGUUGUGACAGCACUCCUACGCGGUCUUUGCUCCAUCCUAAUUCCCCGACGGCCGAAUGUGUACCAUGAUGGACAACUCGUUGAUCAAGAGCUCACAUAUAGUGUAUACAGUCGCUUUACCUUCAGCUGGGUCAACGAUCUCAUGAAGUAUGCCGCAGAGAACAAUAGCCUCGACAUUGACAACCUACCGAAACUGCCGUUUGCUGUUCGUGCUGAGAAUUUAUACACUCGUCUUGAACAGACACGUCAGUCCCGCAAAUUGUGGAAGGCACUCAUGCUUGGGAAUAUGCGACCGCUCAUAUGGCAGGCUGCGCUUAGCUUGGUUACUUGUGUGCUGAGCUUCGGGCCGCAGAUAGCAAUGUAUGGAAUCCUGAAGGCACUGGAGGAGCGGUCGGUGGGGCUUGGGAAUAAUCUUCAUGCGUGGUUAUGGGUGGCAGCUUUGGGAAUCGUGAUUGUCGUGUCAUACAGCAUUGAGUCGUGGUUGUGGUGGAUAAUAUCCUCGCAGCUGUGGGUUCCGAUCUAUGAGGGGCUGUCGUCCAUCAUCUUUGCCAAAUCGAUGCGCUGUAAGGAUGUCAAAGGGAUGAAAUCGGUGAAGGACGAUAGUACACCUGAUGAUGAAGGGGCACAAGAGGAAAAGGGUCGCCAGAGUAUCAUGAACCUGGCAGCGGUAGAUUCGAAGCGAGUUGCUGAUUUUGCAACAUUUAACUAUCUUAUUCCCUCGUGCAUUAUGCGACUUCUGCUAGCUGCUGGAUUCUUGGCUCAUUUACUCGGCUGGAAAAGUCUUCUGGCUGGAUUAUCUGUGUCACUAGUGAUAACUCCUCUCAAUACGUUCGUGACGAAGCGUUAUUCUGCUGCACAGCAGGAAUUCAUGAAGGCUAACGAUAAACGCACCUCCACUGUGACUGAGGUACUGCAAGGCAUCCGACAGAUCAAGUUCGCUGCUCUUGAGCAACAGUGGCAAGAUCGUAUAAAUGAAAAACGUCGGAUUGAACUCGAUCUUCUGUGGAAGACUUCUCUCUAUACUACCGCUUUGGUGGCAGUGUGGAUAUUGGGACCUUUGAUGCUUUCUGCAGUCUCCUUGACUGUAUACGCUUUGACUUACGGUGACCUUCCUGCAUCGAUCGCAUUUACUGCCCUCUCGGUUUUUGGAAACCUCGAGUCCGCAAUGGCUGGCCUGCCAGACCUUAUCUCCAAAGGCAUGGAAGCUAAAGUCAGCUCGGAUCGUAUCGACGAGUAUCUUGCGUCCGCUGAAAAGGUGCCCUAUACGAGCAACGUCGAUGAGAUUUCAUUCGAAAGCGCUACAAUUGCAUGGCCCAGUCAAGAGGAAGGGACUCCCAAGCUUCCGGAGAUGGACGACAGUUUUGUUCUCCGCAACUUGAACCUGAAAUUUCCACCGAAACAAUUGAGUGUCAUUGCAGGCAGGACUGGGUCUGGAAAGAGUUUACUCCUUGCCGCCAUCUUAGGUGAAUGCGACAUUAUACAAGGCUCAAUAGGCGUCCCGCACGCGCCUUCGUUAGAAGAACGACAAGAUGACCGAGCUACCCGUGACAACUGGAUUAUAGAUACGGCUCUAGCCUAUGUCGCGCAAAACCCGUGGAUGGAAAAUGCGACCAUUCGGGAAAAUAUUCUCUUCGGUCUACCGUACAACUGGCGGAGAUACCGGAAGGUCUUGAAGGCAUCAGGACUAGAAAAGGACCUCACGAUCUUGCCCGACGCAGACAUGACUGACAUUGGUGCGAACGGCAUAAAUCUUAGUGGUGGGCAGCGAUGGCGUGUUUCCUUUGCCCGGGCUUUGUAUUCCCGCGCGGGCAUUCUCGUGAUGGAUGAUAUCUUCAGUGCCUUGGAUGCCGAAACUGGGCGUCAUGUGUAUGAGCAUGGGCUUACGGGAGAGCUGGCGCAGAACCGCACCAGAAUUCUGGUUACACACCAUGUCGGACUAUGUCUUCCCCGGACCGACUAUUGUGUUCUUCUCGAGAACGGCUACAUGACGCACGCUGGGACAGUGGAACAAGUGCGCGCUGCACAUGGCUUAACUGAGUUCCUCCAGGGGUUGAAUGCCGAGAUGAGAGACUUACAGGACAGGGAAAUGGCGCGCGAUGCCUCAUUUAGGAAGCGCUCAUCGGUUGGCCCUCCACCUCCAACUGAAAGCCACACCCCAAAGCAAUUCACGCAGGACGAAGAUCGCGCGACGGGGUCAAUACCUCUGAAGGUAUACACCACGUAUAUGACGAAGGGGAAUAGCUGGCUGGCAUGGGCCUGCGCCAUCCUGAUGUUUGCGACCUUUAUGGCCCUCUUAGUCGGUCGAUCAUGGUGGGUGAGUCUCUGGACAAGUCCUAAGGCUGUGUCCCACACGACGGAGUCAACUACAAUCUGGGAAGAUACAAUAGAUCGAUUCAAGGCUGUCCGCGUCGACAAUGACCUCAUGUUCUAUCUCAGUGUCUACCUAGCGUUGUCAGCUGCUGCAUGUAUCAUCGGUGCUCUGCGACAGUUUGCAAUCACUUACGCAUCCCUUCAAUCCUCACGUCAGCUUUUCCAAGACUUACUUGCAGUCGUCCUCCGGGCACCCAUGCGCUGGCUCGAUACGGUGCCUCUUGGUCGGAUCUUGAACCGGUUCACGUCCGACAUCUAUACGGUGGACUGGCGGCUUGCCUUUGAUCUCGGACAUUUUGUGUACAAGGCACUAGAGCUUGCCGGCAUUAUGGUUGCUGGUCUUCUUGUAUCGCCAUUAUUGCUUGUGUUUGCCUGCUUGUUGUUGCUUUUCUGUCUCUACCUAUCCAAUUCAUACCUCGCCGGGGCGAGAGAAUUGAAGCGGUUGGAAAGCAACUCCAAAAGUCCUGUCAUGGAGCUAUUCGAUUCUAGUUUGGCAGGCCUCACAACAAUUCGUGCGUUCCACAAGACAGACGGAUACAUUCGGAAGAUGUAUUCAAAGAUCGACCGCCACGCCCAGACGGUGUGGAAUUCAUGGCUUUUCAACAGAUGGCUGUCCUUCCGGAUGAGCAUUGUCGGUGCUGUUUUCUCAACAGGAGCAGCUGCACUGGUCGUAUAUGUUCCCACCAUCCCGGCAGCACUGGCGGGCUUUGCAAUUAGCUUCGCCCUGCAAUAUAAUUACGCCGUGUCUAUGGGUCUUCGCUUCUACGCCGAGAUGGAGAUGGACAUGAACGCUACUGAGCGGGUGCUGGAAUACUCAAACAUCGAAACAGAAGAUCAAGGAGGCUAUGAGCCACCAGCUGCAUGGCCAUUGCGUGGGCGUGUGGAAGUCGAGGACUUGGUAGUCAGCUAUGCGCCCGAUCUCCCACCUGUCCUGAAUGGACUCAGUUUUAACAUGCAGCCCAACCAGCGAAUCGGUGUCGUGGGCCGCACAGGAGCCGGAAAGUCCUCACUGACUCUGGCCCUGUUCCGAUUCUUAGAAGCUAGAGAAGGUCGUAUCAUCAUUGACGGUUUGGAUGUAUCUAAGAUGACUCUUCAAGCACUCCGCAGCCGCUUGGCAAUCAUUCCCCAGGAUCCCGUUCUUUUCUCAGGAACUGUGCGAUCCAACCUAGAUCCGUUCCAUGAGUAUACGGACACAGAGUUGUACAAUGCGCUGGAACGCGUACAUCUCCUUUCAUUCGAAGACGCUAUUACACUCGCCUCCGGGUCUUAUCAUGGCUCGUCCAGUGGUAGCGACACGGUAGCAUCGACGCCUAUGUCACUUGCUGGUGGACCUUCUAAACCUUCUAGCUUUUUCACAUCCUUAGCCUCGCCUAUAUCCGAGGGUGGACUCAACCUUUCUCAGGGCCAGCGCCAGCUCCUUUGUCUCGCCCGUGCUAUCGUCGCACAACCUAAGAUCAUGAUCCUAGACGAGGCCACGUCGGCCGUGGAUAUGGAGACCGAUGCACUUAUCCAACGCUCAAUCCGGUCCGAGUUUGGACGUAACGAGUCCUCUUUACUCGUCAUCGCCCAUCGACUUAGCACAAUCGCCGACUUCGAUCGGAUUCUUGUGAUGGACGCAGGCAAGGCAGUAGAGUUCGGACCACCACGAGAGCUACUUGGAAUCGAAGGUGGUGUCUUCAGGAACUUAGUCGAGAACAGCGGCGAAAGGGCCGUCCUGGAACAGAUGAUUCAUGGGACAGAAAAUUGA
Messenger RNA from Aspergillus pseudotamarii, 4653 nucleotides. RefSeq names its product P-loop containing nucleoside triphosphate hydrolase protein. NCBI's taxonomy places the organism in Eukaryota, Fungi, Ascomycota, Eurotiomycetes, Eurotiales, Aspergillaceae. Gene Ontology annotation, cellular component: membrane. The transcript is spliced from 4 exons. The coding region runs from base 1 to 4653 and encodes 1550 amino acids. The record is from RefSeq and is a predicted model, not a curated record. Gene Ontology annotation, biological process: transmembrane transport. Gene Ontology annotation, molecular function: ATP binding; ATP hydrolysis activity; ABC-type transporter activity.